AUGGAAGAGCAGCAGCCGGAAUCUAAAAGUCAACGCGACUCGAGCCUCGGCGCGGUGGCGGCGGCGGCGGCGGCGGUGGCGACAACCCCGGGCGGCGGCGGCGGCGGCGGCGGCGGCGGCGGCCUGGGUCUGAGCCUCAGUCCGGUGGCCGGCGGCGGCAGCGAUGGAGGAGACAGCGUGCCGGUGUCCCCGCAGCCCGCGGCCCCGUCUCCGCCCGCGGCGCCCUGCCCGCCGCCCCUGGCCCACCACCCGCACCUCCCCCCGCCGCCGCCGCCGCCGCCCCCGCCGCCGCCGCCCCAGCAGCAUCUCCCGGCGCCCGCUCACCAGCCGCAGCCCGCGGCCCAGCUCCACCGCACCACCAACUUUUUCAUCGACAACAUCCUGAGGCCCGAUUUCGGCUGCAAGAAGGAACAGCCUUUGCCGCAGCUCCUGGCGGCGGCCGUGGCGGCGGCGGCGGCGGCUGGAGGAGGUGCGGGAGGCGGAGGAGGAGGAGGCGGAGGAGGAGGAAGCCGGGCUGAGCGUGACCGUGGGCAGACUGGCACAGGUAGAGAUGCCGUCCACUCCUUGGGCACGCGGGCUCCGGGCGCUGCUUCGCUCCUGUGCGCCUCGGAUGCGAACUGUGGCCCACCCGACGGCUCUCAACCGGUCACCGCCGUCGGUGCCGGAGCAUCGAAAGUCGGGAACCCGGCUGCGGCGGCGGCGGUGGCGGCGGCCGUAGCAUCCAAGUCCUCGGACAGCGGCGGUGGAGGCGGCGGCGGCGGAGGAGGCGGCAGCGCGGCGAGCCCCGGCGCUCAGGGCGCUAAGUUUCCCGAGCACGGCAACCCUGCCAUCCUACUGAUGGGCUCGGCCAACGGCGGGCCCGUGGUCAAAACUGACUCGCAGCAACCCCUCGUCUGGCCCGCCUGGGUCUACUGCACGCGCUACUCGGAUCGUCCGUCCUCUGGUCCGCGCACCAGGAAGCUGAAGAAGAAAAGGAAUGAGAAGGAGGACAAGCGGCCGCGGACGGCGUUCACGGCCGAGCAGCUGCAGAGACUCAAGGCGGAGUUCCAGGCGAACCGCUACAUCACCGAGCAGCGGCGGCAGACCCUGGCCCAGGAGCUCAGCCUCAACGAGUCCCAGAUCAAGAUCUGGUUCCAGAACAAGCGCGCCAAGAUCAAGAAGGCCACGGGCAUCAAGAAUGGCCUGGCGCUGCACCUCAUGGCCCAAGGACUGUACAACCAUUCGACCACCACGGUCCAGGACAAAGACGAAAGCGAGUAG
Messenger RNA from Jaculus jaculus (lesser Egyptian jerboa), 1260 nucleotides. It is a transcript of the gene En1, whose product is annotated as engrailed homeobox 1. The coding region runs from base 1 to 1260 and encodes 419 amino acids. The transcript has 2 exons. Gene Ontology annotation, biological process: neuron differentiation; multicellular organism development; regulation of transcription by RNA polymerase II. The record is from RefSeq and is a predicted model, not a curated record. Lineage: Eukaryota; Metazoa; Chordata; Mammalia; Rodentia; Dipodidae. Gene Ontology annotation, molecular function: RNA polymerase II cis-regulatory region sequence-specific DNA binding; DNA-binding transcription factor activity, RNA polymerase II-specific. Gene Ontology annotation, cellular component: nucleus.